UUAACUGUAUUGCGUCUGAAUGAAAGCAACCAACUGACACUAAAACAAAAUGUUUCAACGGUAUUGAGUUAUUCUGUUUUGAGUUCAUACAGGAUGGAUAAUCAAUAAAGUCUUUCGAAGACACUGCUUUGUAGCUUUUACUUCUGUGCUUGGUGUCUACCAGCAUCUCCUCAAGAGUCAGGAUGAGUGCGAGGCAGUGUAAGAACUGCGGUGGAGCAGAUAUAGACAUAGACCAGGCACGUGGAAGUGCUGUGUGCACCGCCUGUGGUUCUGUACUUGAGGACAACAUCAUUGUCUCUGAGGUGCAGUUUGUGGAAAACAGCGGAGGAGGAGCGUCUGCUAUCGGACAGUUCGUGUCUGCUGAUGGUCCUACGAAGGCCCCAAUACUUGGAACCGGCUUCCACACAAGUCUUGGGAAGGAAUCACGUGCUCAGACACUUCAGAACGGGAAACGACAAAUACACAGCCUGGGCAGCCAGCUGCAGCUGAACCAGCACUGCUUAGACACAGCCUUCAACUUCUUCAAGAUGGUCGUGAGCAAGCAUCUGACAAGAGGGCGCAAGAUGGCCCACGUCAUAGCUGCCUGCCUCUAUCUGGUGUGCCGAACAGAGGGCACCCCUCACAUGCUCCUGGACCUGAGUGAUCUUUUACAGGUGAACGUGUACAUUCUGGGAAAGACCUUUCUGCUGUUGGCCAGAGAACUUUGCAUCAACGCACCUGCUGUCGAUCCAUGCUUGUAUAUUCCACGCUUUGCUCACAUGUUGGAGUUUGGAGAGAAAACCCAUGAAGUCUCUAUGACUGCACUGAGACUGCUGCAGAGGAUGAAGAGGGACUGGAUGCAUACAGGACGCAGACCAUCUGGACUCUGUGGUGCAGCUCUGUUGGUGGCAGCUCGCAUGCACGAAUUCCGCCGCACGGUGAAGGAGGUCAUUGGCGUGGUGAAAGUCUGUGAGGCGACUCUCAGGAAGAGGCUGACAGAAUUUGAGGACACACCUACCAGUCACUUGACUAUUGAUGAGUUCAUGCGAGUGGACCUGGAGGAGGAGUGCGAUCCCCCGUCUUUCACUGCUGGUCAAAAGAAGAUAAAGAUCCAACAGCUGGAACAGGAGCUGUCCAGGAAGCUCGAUGAAUAUCAAGGUGAGAUCAGCUCCUAUCAGGAGGAGAUUGAGACAGAACUGGAGAACAGCAAGCCUAAACUGAGAGGAAUUUAUGCCAUGUAUGCAAAAGAAGACACCAAUGGCAGUCUGUCUCUGGUGUCGGACCUCGUGGGAGAUGAAGAGGAAACACAAGAUGAGGAGAUGGAGGCUGCAGCUCAGCACCUCACUGAGGAAAUCAUCAACCAGGUGUUACCUAAUCUGGAACAGGGACCUCAGGGGGGCACAGAGGCACAGGAGCAGGGCAAAGAGGCAGCAGAACUGCCCAGCGACUCCACUCGUGUGCCACUGACUUUACUGCUUGGCCCGUUUCCCAGCGUUGCCAGCCUUGGUCUUACAGACUCCAUCCGCCAAUGCCUGUCUGACGAGGGGGAGGAUGAGGACAAGUCGGAUAACGGCGAGCUUGAUCUGGAAGGUAUUGAUGAGGACGAGAUCGAAAAGUACAUUCUCAAUGAGAACGAGGUCCAGGCUAAGACAGAGCUGUGGAUGAAGCAAAACGAGGAGUAUCUAAGAGAACAGAAAGAAAAAGAAGAGAGGAUAGCUAAGGAGAAAGAACAAGGGAUCUAUAAGGAGAAGCCAAAAAAGUCAUCCAAAAGGCGAGAGCCCAUUCGGGCCAGCACUGCAGGAGAGGCAAUAGAGAAGAUGUUGGAACAGAAGAAGAUUUCAAGCAAAAUCAAUUACGAUGUACUAAGAGACUUGAACAGCAAAGGCAGCAGCAGCCCAGCAGAUAAGACAGAGGAAGUGUCUGGUAUCGUCCCUGGACGUAAGAAGCUCACUCGCCGUAAGAAACAGCCCAACAAGAGCAAUCUGGGUCUGGCAAAGCCUGCAAGCCUCAUGGGGAAAAGGCUCCGCCCCCUAAUAUCGUCAAAUCACAAGAAGAAAAGAGCAGCUAUACAGAUUGUGCCAAAAGCUGUGAUACUGCCCUCAGUGACUCCUGAGACUCCUCCCCCUGACCCUACUCCUCCUCCAGUCGUUGAGAGUGGCCCUGUGGCAUAUGAGGAACCCACCGAGGAAGAGGAGGAUGAAGAGGUGGAAGAGCCCUGUGUUAGUGCUCUGAAGCUCAUGGGAGGGAACGAAUAUGGCUGUGAAGUCGAAGAGGAGGAAGUUUUUUAGUGUGUAGUUUUUGUCGUCCCACCAGCAAGCCAUGAUUUCAUCAGCCACAGAGAUGCUUUCUCUCCGAUAUAGAGACAGGAGAGAGAGA
Tachysurus fulvidraco (yellow catfish) is the source of this 2355-nucleotide messenger RNA. It is a transcript of the gene brf1b, whose product is annotated as BRF1 RNA polymerase III transcription initiation factor subunit b. Gene Ontology annotation, molecular function: RNA polymerase III type 3 promoter sequence-specific DNA binding; TBP-class protein binding; RNA polymerase III general transcription initiation factor activity. Gene Ontology annotation, biological process: DNA-templated transcription initiation; transcription by RNA polymerase III; transcription preinitiation complex assembly. Bases 183 to 2267 code for a protein of 694 amino acids. The transcript has 19 exons. Lineage: Eukaryota; Metazoa; Chordata; Actinopteri; Siluriformes; Bagridae. Gene Ontology annotation, cellular component: transcription preinitiation complex; transcription factor TFIIIB complex; nucleus. The record is from RefSeq and is a predicted model, not a curated record.